GGAGGUGACGAAUCUCCAACCCCGACCCCGACGACUACCCGCCACCAGUUCUUUCUCAUAUUCCCCAAAUCGGAUUCAGAUUCUCCAUUUUUUUUGUUUUCUCGAGAAAAUUUUACCUUCAACUUCGACACUCAACGCUGGCCCCUCUCUUUGUUCUUUCAAUUUACCGCUUUGAAUUCGAAGAAAAAUCAGGCUUGAAAGAUCGACCAUCCUGGUGAAUCAGCAUCACCAUCAUCGCGAUAUGGUAUCCCCCGAAACCACUAAUUGGCUGUUUGAUUAUGCUUUAAUGGAUGAUAUUCCUGUUACGGAUGGCAAUUUCUCUGGAGCUUCUACGGGUUUCUCUUGGUCCAUGCCCGCGUUGAAUGGCUCCUCGAAUGUCAGUGCGGAAAAUGAAGGAUCACUGUUGGACUCGGAUUGCCUGAAGGAGCCUGGUUCAAAGAAGAGGGUCAGAACUGAAUCAAGUUGUGCAUCUAGCUCAAAAGCAUGUAGGGAGAAGCUGCGGAGGGACAGACUAAACGACAAAUUUCUGGAACUGGGUGCUAUUUUGGAGCCUGGAAGGCCACCGAAGACCGACAAGGCUGCUAUAUUGAUCGAUGCUGUUCGAAUUGUCACUCAAUUACGUGGUGAAGCCCAGAUGUUGAAGGACUCAAAUACAAGUCUAUCAGAGAAGAUUAAAGAGUUGAAGGCUGAGAAGAAUGAGCUUCGUGAUGAGAAGCAGAGGUUAAAAAUGGAGAAAGAGAAGUUGGAGCAGCAACUAAAAUCCAUGAACUCACAACCUGGAUUCUUGCCUCCAGCUAUCCCUGCAACUUUUGCUGCUCAAGGCCAAGCGCCUGGAAACAAGUUGGUUCCUUUCAUUGGAUACCCAGGAGUUGCCAUGUGGCAGUUCAUGCCACCUGCAGCAGUCGACACCUCACAAGAUCACGUACUCCGCCCUCCGGUUGCUUAAUUACGCAGCCGAAAAAAGAUCAGGGUGGUUUGGGAUUGCACAUUUUGACCCCAAACAUUUGUACUGAUUCUACCAUUGUUCUUGACCCUUGUUUCAGAACCUUGUUUAAGUGGAUGAUAUGGUGGAUGUUUCUUUGACUGUAUUUGCAACUUGUAGACUUUCUAUGGAGUUAAUGCUGGUUUUUACAUGUAAAAAUGUGAAUAAGUUAAUCCAGCUUGUGAAUUUUCCAUGAGAAUAGGCAUUAUAACGUGCUAUUUUUUGCCACUGCAA
This is a messenger RNA of Momordica charantia (bitter melon), 1216 nucleotides long. Its product is annotated as transcription factor ILR3. The record is from RefSeq and is a predicted model, not a curated record. Gene Ontology annotation, molecular function: DNA-binding transcription factor activity; protein dimerization activity. NCBI's taxonomy places the organism in Eukaryota, Viridiplantae, Streptophyta, Magnoliopsida, Cucurbitales, Cucurbitaceae. Gene Ontology annotation, biological process: intracellular iron ion homeostasis; regulation of DNA-templated transcription.